UUUGCAUUCGUCAAGGUGACGUCAUGAUUAACCACGUGGUACCGUGUCUUCCGUGUUGUUUCGAAAUGCCUCAAACUGCGUUAACCACUCGUGAUAAUGUGAAUACUGUGAAUAGAGAAUAAUUAUCCGGUUCCAACAGAAACAUAUUGGAGUUACUAAUAAGGAUAAUAUCGCAGAGGAAAAGCAGAAUCUCCACAUUUCUAUCUUUUUCCGGAGACUUUGGGACAGGUGUCAGGUAACACGAGCUGGUAUACAGAUGCGGCUAAAAGAUCCCUUCUCCUUAAAAACGGCCGAGAUGACGAAGCGGUCCAACAAGCCGAGGAAACCUCGUGAAGAAGAAUCGUCAGAUGAGAUUAGCGGACUGACGUGUCAGCACGUGAGUAAAGCAGUGGAGUUGAACUCAGUGAAGAAAGCGGUGACAGGAAGUCUGUGGUCCGUUUGCUGUGACUGCAUGAGGGAGAGAGAUGUGUUUGAGUCGGAGCAGGCUGGAGCUCAUGACAUCCUGGUGUGUCUCAAAUGUGGCUUCCAGGGAUGUAGUCAGUCAGAGAAACAGCACUCAGUGAAACACCAGCAGGCUCAUGUCUCAGACUCUCACUGCAUCAGCAUCAGUCUCAGCACCUGGAAGGCCUGGUGUUUUGAGUGUAAUGAGGAACUCUCCACACACUGCAAUAAAAAAGCUUUGGCUCAAACACUCGACUUCCUGCAGAAACACUCGGCCAAAUCAGCCUCAGGAUCAACAUCAAAAAUCAUCAAACUGAUCGAGGAGCCUGCAGAAUAUUCCGAGCCAGCGAGAGGGAAGAGUCCAGUGAACAGCACUUUAAUUCCUGUUAAAGGAAUCAUAAAUCUUGGAAACACAUGCUUCUUCAACGCUGUCAUGCAGAAUCUGUCUCAGACACACAUGCUAAACGACCUCAUACAGGAAGUGAAGGAGAAAGGACACAAGAUGAAGAUCUGCCUCCCUCCAGAGACCAAUUUGGGCCCUUUAACCGUGACUCUGGCAGGUCCGGAGCCGCUCACAUCUGCCAUGAUGUUGUUCCUUUACAGUAUGAAGGAGACGGGGAAAGGACCUGUAUCUCCCAAAAUCCUCUUUACUCAGCUCUGUCAGAAGGCGCCUCGUUUUAAAGGUUAUCAGCAGCAGGACAGUCAGGAGCUCCUGCACUACCUGUUGGACUCAGUCAGGAUGGAGGAGAACAAGGACCAACGCAUGCAUAGUUGUGCUGUCACCUGCAGGAUCUCAGAUAAACUUAUCUCCCUAAAAAGAAUUAAAGCUGCCAUCCUGAAAGCGUUUAAUAAUCCUACUGAGAAAACGGCUGACGAGGAAACUAAACGGCAAGUCAAAGCGUAUGGUAAAGAGGGUGUGAAGAUGAACUUUGUUGAUCGUAUCUUUGUUGGCGAGUUGACGAACACCAUUAUGUGUGAGGAGUGUGAACAUAUUUCUACAGUGAAGGAGGCUUUUAUCGACAUCUCUCUGCCCAUCAUCGAGGAGAGAAUGUCCAAACCCUCGAACCCGGGCAGGCUGAGUAAACCGGGCCGAGACCAGGAGUCCGCGAGCGGCCACGCUGACGAGCCGUCUCAGUCACACACCACACGGAACGGGAAGAAGCCGAGCGUCCAGAAGCUGCAGGGUCGAAGGUCAUCCACUUGUCAUGACACCAGAGGAACAGAUGAACCAGCAUUCACUCUGCGAGAAGACGCAACAUGUUCGCGUGGGCACUGUUGCCCUGGCGACACAGCAGGCAGUCAAUCGGAUGCCAGCGAUAAAGACUCGUCCCCUCAGGACAGCAGCAACGAUGCGGACAGCGAGGCGUCCGAGUCUGAGUCCUCGCUGCAAGUCUCCAGUUCCUCCAAUAAAGGCUUAUCUUCGUCUUCCUGUUUGAAACCCACCCAGUCUGCACCAAGCCCCGCCCCUUUUGUCCGGGAGCAGACAGGAAGUGCAGUUGAACAGCUAGUGAGCGCGGUGUCUAAAUUAGGGUUAGUGCACACAUCACUAGAUGGUUUUCCACUCAAGGAAAAAGAGGUGAGAGACAGGGAGAGAGAACAGCAGGGGGCCUUCCAAGCGCUGUCACACAGCUACACCCCGGCGUCUAAAGAGUGUUCAGUGCAGUCCUGCCUCCAUCAGUUCACCUCCAUCGAGCUGCUGAUGGGAAACAACAAGCUGCUGUGUGAGAACUGUACAGAGAGACGCCACAAACAGCACAAAAGGAGUGCAGAAGUUUUUAAACUAGAAGUUACGACAGAGAGUGUGAGUGUAACGUCUGACGUAAUGAGGGUGUGUGCUACAGAUAAGAAAAUGGAGAAGGUGUACACGAGCGCACGCAAGCAGAUGCUGAUCUCAGAGCUGCCACCAGUCGUCACACUGCACCUUAAACGCUUCCACCAGGCUGGGAUGAACUUACGGAAGGUGAAUCGGCAUGUUGAUUUCCCGCUUGUUCUGGAUUUAGCUCCAUUCUGCUCCGCCUCCUGCAAGAACCUGGGUUCUGGAGAGCGGGUCCUCUACAGUCUGUAUGGUAUUGUGGAACACAGUGGCUCGAUGCGCGGAGGCCAUUACACAGCGUAUGUCAAAGUCCGAACGCCACAGCGCAAGUGUGAACAACACAGGAGUCAAUCUGGUUGUAGAGAGGCUGUGUCAGCACCUCCUGGUCAGUGGGUGUAUGUGAGUGACACCAGCGUCCAGACGGUUUCUGAAUCUCGAGUACUGAACUCUCAGGCAUACCUGCUCUUCUAUGAGGAGAUCCUCUAGAGGGUGCCAUUACUUAUGGGACUCUUAAGUUCAGACGUCACUAAUGUUCUCUUACGGAUGCAAACAGAUCAGUCAGCUAUAACACACACACACACACACACACACACACACACACACACACACACACACACACACACAUAUGUAUGUAAUGUUCUGCAGUUUGAGAAAAACCUGGUAUGAAUGGCACUUAUUAAUAUUAUAUAAAUAACCAUUAUUAGUAUUAUUAUUGUUAUUAUUAUUUAUUAUUGUUCAUUAAUUCCUAUGCUUAGAGGUUGAUAGCUGGUCAUUACUGAGAUGCUAUUAUGAGUAGAAAAUAUUCUUAAGUGUAGAAUUAUUUUAUUUUACAGAUAUUGUUUGUCAUCAAUUUGCUUGAAAAAGAAAUCUUUCAUAUCUUGGUUAAUAAAUACCAAAGACAAUAAAACACAUCAGAGGACAGAACCGAGGUUCUGUGCAGCUCUUUACUGUUACAGAGAACCUCAGAAUGAAAAUCAAGCGAUAUGAUACGGCACCAUAUUCAGCACGCACAAUAUGAUAAUCAUCAGAAUACUAAAGCUUGAUCCAAUCUGAUAAACCUGAGUAACACCCACACGUCUUUUAUUUCAUACUCCAGAGGAAAUAAAAUUUUCAUCUUGUGUCA
Messenger RNA from Tachysurus fulvidraco (yellow catfish), 3377 nucleotides. It is a transcript of the gene usp45, whose product is annotated as ubiquitin specific peptidase 45. Gene Ontology annotation, molecular function: zinc ion binding; cysteine-type deubiquitinase activity; cysteine-type endopeptidase activity. NCBI's taxonomy places the organism in Eukaryota, Metazoa, Chordata, Actinopteri, Siluriformes, Bagridae. Gene Ontology annotation, cellular component: nucleus; cytosol. The transcript has 19 exons. Gene Ontology annotation, biological process: protein deubiquitination. The record is from RefSeq and is a predicted model, not a curated record. Bases 257 to 2740 code for a protein of 827 amino acids.